UUAUCUGGCUUCCUGCACUCUCUUUAGCAGUUUCUGACUCCGUAUAAGAGUUGAACAAUAACAGGAAGCCUACUGGUGGGAAACAAGUCUACACUUUACCAGAACAAGCUUCAGAUGCACUGGGAAGUCCUGAAAGACUGUUAUCAAUUGAGAACAUUCAUACGGUGCAACUGCCUUCCCAUUUUGGACUGCAUUGAGUAGCAAGGGUUUUAAAAAUAUUAAGGAUUGUUUCUGGACAUCAGGUUUUCAAGUACUCAUUUCUCAUAAAGGAUGGGUGCUUGCAUCUGGGUGGUCUUUUGCAUUAUGGUCCAUUUUAUUCCAAUAAAUGGGCUUGUUGUAAAAUCACCCAACAUUCAAUCUGUUCUACACCGACACAAAAGAGAAUUUAAAUGGAAUAUGAUGUAUGUUUUUGAAAACAUGUCGUCAAAAUCACCUAUUUCUAUUGGAAAGCUUUCUUCCUCAAAAUUCAACAGAACAGCUUUAUUUAUACUCAGAGGUGAAGGAGUAGACCAAGGUGAAAAAGGAAUUUUCACUGUUAACAAACUUGGCGAUGUGUUUGUCCACAAGACCCUGGACCGUGAAAAAAAGGCUAUAUAUAAUCUCAAUGUUUUAGCCAUGGAUGAAAUGACUAGGAAUUUGCUGGAGCCUGAAACAUCGUUUCAAGUUAAAGUGAUGGACAUCAAUGACAAUGAGCCCAAAUUUGAUCUAAAUGAAUACAAUGUGUCUUUUUAUGAGGGUCCAUAUACAGAAGCCAAGGUAUUAACUGUACAUGCUGCUGACCCAGAUGAUCCAACAGUACUUGGUCAUGCAGAAGUGGAGUACAAAAUCUUUGCUCCAAAAGGUUUCUAUAUAGUAGAAUCUACGGGAGACAUUAAAUAUUUGGGUACUCUGGACAGAGAAAGAAAUCAGACGUAUAAAUUCAUUGUUCAAGCCAAAGACAUGCCCAAGCACUCUAACACUGGCUUUACCAGCACAGCAACUGUGAUUAUUAAUUUGAAAGACAUAAAUGAUAACAAAGCAAAAUUUAUACAAAGCACAUAUACUUUUAACGUAUCAGAAUCUACAGCUCCAGGAGUUAACAUCGGAGCACUAUUGAUUACAGAUAAAGAUGAACCUCAGAAUACAAAUCCACAAUUCAAUCCAACUAAUUUGGCUGGGGUGUUUGAAAUUGUGGAGGAUGCAGACUUAAAAAAUGGGAAAAUCAUUUUACGAAAGGAGCUGGAUUAUGAAACUCGUGCCACUUACCAUUUUCAAAUUGAAGUGACAGAAACUAUCGUUUUCCCUGAUAAAGAUGAUGGAGUUGGUUUCUCCACAGCAACUGUUACUAUAAAUGUCCUGGAUGAAGAUGAACCUCCUGUGUUUUCACCAAAGGAAUAUCAUUUUGCAAAAAUGGAAAAUGUUGAUAAGGGCAGUAUUGGCAAAGUCAAUGCAAUUGAUCCUGAUACUGCUAAGAACCAAGUAAGGUAUUCUAUUAAAGAAGACUCAGUAGACUCACUUGGCAUUGACAGCAAUACAGGAAUCAUUUUCAUCAGGAAAUUGCUUGACAGAGAAACAAAAGCCUGGCACAAUUUCACCGUAAAAGCUACAGAAAUCAAUAAGGAUGGAACACAAGGGAAGGAAUCAUUUGCUUCCGUGCACUUGAAGAUUCUUGACGAAAAUGAUAAUCCACCUGAGUUGAAUGGUACCACAUAUCUGGUGGUCUGUGAAGACUCCAAACCUGAAACGGUUGUAGCAACACUCUCUGUAACUGACAAGGAUGAAAUGACUUUGGAUACGAGGUUCACUUUCCACUUAAAAGAAGAAAAUACCAACUUUACUUUAGUCCCAAAUUUAGACAAUACGGCUAACAUUAUAGCAAAAUAUGGUGGCUUCAGAGUAAAUGAAGACGACAUCCUGACCCUCAUUAUUUCAGACAAUGGCAGUCCUCCAAAGAGCAGUACUACAACUUUGACCAUUCAUGUCUGCCCUUGUAUUGAUGGGGAUCGGAUGUGUGAAGUAGCCUCUGCACAAAUGGGAGUCAGUGUUCAAGCUCUUUUGGCAAUACUAUUUUGCAUUCUUACAAUUUUAAUUAUCACUCUAUUGUUUCUCCUGAGAAGAAAGCUAAAAAAAGAACCACUGGGAUCUUUAGGAAAAGGUGUAGGAGAAAUUCAUGAGCAGCUUGUGUCCUAUGAUGAAGAAGGUGGAGGUGAGAUGGAUACCAAUGGCUAUGAUGUCUCCGUGCUUAGUUCGGCUUGGCAAAAUGGAAUAAGGCCUAGACCAGAGUCCCAAACUGGACCAUGUUUGUAUGCCACCGUUCAAAAACCAGCAAUAAAGCAGAAUAUGGAGAUUAUGAUUGAGGUGAAGAAGGACGAAGCCGAUCAUGAUAAGGAUGGAAUACCUUAUGACACUCUUCACAUUUAUGGCUAUGAGGGACAGGAUUCCCUGGCAGGGAGUCUUAGUUCCAUAAAUUCAUCUUCAUGUGACUCCGACCUUGAUUAUGAUUUUAUAAAUGAUUGGGGACCACGCUUUAAAACUUUAGCUGAACUGUAUGGAGUCGAUGAACAUGAUGCCGCCUACAUGUAUUAAGUCUCCAGUACACUGACAAUCAACUGUAUUAUGUAUAGCUUUUUACUUUAUAGUAGACGGUGCUAAUGUCAGGGUUUUUAUCAUGAUAACAUGUUUUUUAUGUAAUCAUGGCCAAAUCAAGAGAUUUUUUUUUACUUUUAUAAGUAAACUGAUUUUAUUUUUCAGUAUUUUGUUGCAGAUAGUAAAAGUGCUGGGCACCAUUUAGUUACUAACUUUAAUAAGCAAAAGAUUGGGUUUUCUGUGCAGAAAUCUUUUCAGAAUGAAUUAAGAUGCAUUUUAGAUGAAAUACUGUAUAUAUUUUCCAACACUUUUGUAAAAUUUAGACUGCCCAACAAUGCUAUUCAUUAAAGAAAGAAGUAUUUAUUUCUAGAAAAAAAUCAAAACAUGAUACAUAUGAUUUCACGUUUAAACUGUCAGUGUCUAAGUUUGAUUUUGCUGAUAAGCACAGAAAAUAUCCUUCACUUGGUGUAGUCAUGUGGUCCGCUGUCAGAGUAUAUAAACAGGAUGUGCAUGCUCUUUAGCUUGUUUUCACAGUUCUUUACUUAUGUUUUAAAAUAUGACAUGCUGGGAUAUACAAAUAAAUCAGCAUUACUCCCCCAACCUCCCCCCAAAAAAAAAACGAAACAAUGAGUCACAUUAUAUGGCAGGAAAUAUUUGUCAGCAGCUUCUGCAGGCCUUUGACAAUAAUUCUGGUUGGCUUGACAGCUUAACAGUGCCAAAUCUGUUGAGGGGCAGUUGUAGUGAAAGAAAGUCCUGCACUCCCAGAGCUUCAACAUUCAGUCAUAACAAAAUGAUUUUCAAAGAAUUCCGGAAGCAUUUAACAGAUUUACAGAGGAAAUCAUGCUGUACAAGUUUAACCUUUAGACCAGUUUGUCAGCAUUCAAGUUCUGCUCUCCUGACAGACGUUCUUUUGUUUUACAGAUUUUUUAAGCUUUCAGGUUUAAGCACAGAUCCUUUCUUUAAA
Molecule: messenger RNA, 3529 nt
Organism: Polypterus senegalus (gray bichir)
Lineage: Eukaryota; Metazoa; Chordata; Cladistia; Polypteriformes; Polypteridae
Gene: cdh5
Product: cadherin 5
Exons: 12
Coding region: 271-2565 (764 amino acids)
Biological process (GO): cell-cell junction assembly; regulation of establishment of cell polarity; multicellular organism development
Cellular component (GO): plasma membrane; bicellular tight junction; adherens junction
Molecular function (GO): cadherin binding; calcium ion binding
Source: RefSeq, a predicted model, not a curated record